This is a messenger RNA of Pyricularia grisea, 774 nucleotides long. RefSeq lists its product as uncharacterized. The coding region runs from base 1 to 774 and encodes 257 amino acids. NCBI's taxonomy places the organism in Eukaryota, Fungi, Ascomycota, Sordariomycetes, Magnaporthales, Pyriculariaceae. The record is from RefSeq and is a predicted model, not a curated record. The transcript has a single exon. Gene Ontology annotation, cellular component: extracellular region.
AUGCAGCUUUCCCGUCUACUAGCCCUCCUUCUGGCGGUGGGAUCUGCGACCGCAAUCCCGGCACUCUCGGAGCUGAACCGUCGGCAGACCAGAGCCGUCGAGGAUGCCAUGUCAAGCAUUAUCGACUCGUUGAAAUCAUACGACACGAUAAUCCUGGCCUUGAGGAACACAGACUCGUCAGGACCGGUGCUAAGGGCCACCGAAGAUAUCGAGUCCACCAUCAGCUCAUCGAUAAGAUCCGUGGAGGAGGCCAGAAAGGCAAACGUCUUUACCAGCGUGGCACUUAUCCAAGUGAGCAACAACAUGGUGGACCAGGUGCAGACCACGAUUCGAGAUUUGCGGAACAAGAAGUCCGUCAUGGACCGGAUCGGCACGAGCAAAGUCACACUCGACACCCUGCAGAAGCUGAGGCCUGCUACCAGAGAGCUGGCUGAUGCGAUCGGGGACAAGGUGCCGGAUCUCGGGAGGGAUAUAGUCGACAAGGUCAAAUCCGACAUUCUCGACGCCUUGAACCAGGCCAUCAGCACAUACAGCCAGCCUGCUGCCGCGCCAGCUGCGCCUGUGCCACCACCAGCAGCGUCUCCAUCUCCAGCUCCUUCUCCAAACCCAGGGGCUCCUCCUCCUCCUCCUGCUGCUCCUCCCGCGGUGGUGACGGUGACGACAGUAGUACCACCUCCCACUGUGGUUACCGUCACGGCAGUUGCGCCUCAGCCACCGUCUGUGGUCACUGUGACUGCAACAGCCACACCAUCGCCAGAGUUUUUGGACGGAUGA